Melozone crissalis (California towhee) is the source of this 1259-nucleotide messenger RNA. It is a transcript of the gene CD40, whose product is annotated as CD40 molecule. Gene Ontology annotation, cellular component: external side of plasma membrane; CD40 receptor complex. The record is from RefSeq and is a predicted model, not a curated record. Lineage: Eukaryota; Metazoa; Chordata; Aves; Passeriformes; Passerellidae. The coding region runs from base 52 to 894 and encodes 280 amino acids. Gene Ontology annotation, biological process: defense response to protozoan; defense response to virus; positive regulation of tyrosine phosphorylation of STAT protein. Gene Ontology annotation, molecular function: protein binding; antigen binding; signaling receptor activity. The transcript is spliced from 9 exons.
ACGGACCGAGGCAUUCUUAGCGGGGCGGCGGCGGCGGCCGGGGCCAGCGCCAUGAACCGGCUGGGGCUCUGGGGACUGCUCUGCGCGGCGCUGCUGGGCUGCUGGGAGCCUGCUGAUGCCUUGACAUGCUUUGAUAAGCAGUAUGUAUACAAGGGCAGGUGCUGCAACCGGUGUCGGCCAGGGGAAAAACUGAUGUCUGAGUGCAAGGAAACAGAAGACUCUGUUUGUGCCCCCUGUGAGAGCGGGCACUAUCAGCCAAGCUGGACCAAGGAGAAGCACUGUGCUCCUCACGACAUCUGUGAAAGCAAUGCUGGCCUCAUUGAGAAGAUAAAAGGAAAUGUAACACACAACACGGUGUGCCAGUGCCGGGCUGGCACGCACUGCUCUGACAUCAGCUGCCAGACCUGCGUGGAGAACCAGCCUUGCCAGCUUGGCUCUGGCUUUGUGGCAGCCAAGGCCAUGGAGCGGAUGUCAUCCCCCUGUGAACCCUGUGCAGAAGGCACCUUCUCCAAUGUCUCGUCUAAAACCGAGCCGUGCCACCCCUGGACAAGUUGUGAGGAGAAGGGGCUGGUGGUGAAGGUGAAAGGGACGAACUCGUCGGAUGUGAUCUGCGAGUCCAGCAGGCGCUCCUCCCUGUCAGUGCUGAUCCCCAUCACAGCUGCAGUUGUCACGUGCCUCGUGGGUGUCUGCAUCUACUGCCUGGUGCACACAGAUUCCAGGCGACGAGGGCCAAAGGAGAUAGAGGCUGGGGAGCCCGGAGAGAGCCCACAUCCCCAGCAGCCCACGGAGCAGGAUGAGAAUGUCUUGCCUGUGCAGGAGACCCUACUCAGGGGCCAGCCUGUGGCCCAGGAGGAUGGCAAGGAGAGCCGCAUCUCGGAGCAGGAGAUGCUGUGAAGGCGCAGGGCACUGCCCCCGACAGGAGCACAGACUGGACAGCACCGUCUCCUCUGUCCCCCCUCCAGCUGGGGAGGAAAUCUGGCAUCUGGCCUGGCUGCAAAUGAUGGGAUGCUGCAAUGGACCAUGGCACGACCACCCCACGAGAAUACCACUACAACUCCUGCUCUGGUCACCUGCACAGGGCUGCUCUGGUGGAGCAAGGGUUGGCUGCCCCUAUGGGGGCAUGGAACAGAGCCCCAUCCUGCUUGCUGCCCAGGUGAUGCAAUAACCUGGGUGGCUGCUCACCUGCUGAGCCCUUGCAGAGCCCAGUGCAGCCCUGGCCACAGCACAGUGACCAUGUUGACAGGAAGACCCCAGCACAG